Messenger RNA from Aedes albopictus (Asian tiger mosquito), 4300 nucleotides. Its product is annotated as F-box/LRR-repeat protein 6. The transcript is spliced from 10 exons. NCBI's taxonomy places the organism in Eukaryota, Metazoa, Arthropoda, Insecta, Diptera, Culicidae. The record is from RefSeq and is a predicted model, not a curated record. Bases 1294 to 3450 code for a protein of 718 amino acids. Gene Ontology annotation, molecular function: protein binding.
UCAAACAGAGGAAAAUCGCCAUCGGUUCGGUUUUGCAUCGGACGCAGUGUACCGAGGGCUCGGAAAAUUCGGUCGAAUCUACGCUUUUUGCGGUAAAUCGAGUGUCAAAACUAGUGCAGACCAGUGAAAAAUCACACCAAUGGGUGAAAUAAGUUAGACGCAAGCUGAACAGGAAGUGUAAACUAUGUGGACCGAAAGAGAUGAAAUAGAGUGAUUUCCAAAAAUCUUUUUCAUACGAAGAACGCUAGUGCGAAAUCUCACAUAAGUCGCUUUUGCGUGCAACGUUGUCAAUUAAAGUGGUGUUGGAGAGUGUGUGUAUUCACUCUCAGCACACCAUGGAUGAUCAUUUUGCAUGUGUGCUGCUAACUGAUAGGACGUUAAUUUUCGCGUCUACGUAAUUUGCGCUGAUGUUCAUAGUUUUAGUUUCCAAAAACGCCGUUGAUGUGAGAAUCAGAAGUUUGAAACUGAAAACUAUCUUUUUGAGUUGUUAUCAUGUGCAAAAACUACGAGAAAAGUCGUGAAUAAACCGUCUUGUUUACAAUUUAUGACAUGAGUCGAAAAAUUCUUAAUGUAUGUGUGACUUCAAUCCUACAGAUAAAACUACGGCAAUACGUGUGUUUGUGACAGCCUGUGAAGUGCAUUGGAAAAGUAGAAAUCUUCAUCACUGGCGAUUAUAAACAGGGAUCGUUCUGUUGUCAACUCCGACGCGUAAAAACUGUGAAAAACAAGUGUUUGGAUCGUUCUACACCGUUGAAAAUGGUUACUUGCGAAUGGCGAAAAAAAAUUAUCAAUCGGACAAAUGAAAAUCAAAGUCUUGGAUGACUUCGUGAGCAAUUUGACAUAUUCAGCAGAGAUUUUCAUCGAAGAAAAAGUUAUUAAUGAUCAAAGGUGGACACCCACACCAACGAAAGCCGAAGAAGUACUGGAGUGAUUAAAGUGGAAUUCGAAUCACGUGCGUGUGUGUUUGUUGUUAAUGUAAACACAGCCCAUACAAAUGCAAGGGUGCUGUAUGUACAAACAAAAUAUUUGAAAAAAUGUAGGCUUAGGCAGUUUUUGGUCAUCAACCAACACAUCGGACCUUCUCUCGCUGCUAAAUCAAUGAGAAGAUAGUUUUUUUUGCAUCCAUCACCAUCUCCAGUGACCAUCAGCUUCGUAGCAGAAUUUCUCCAUUAUCCACCGUCUUCGCUAAAAAAUGGGUCCCAUGUACCCUACCAAGUGCGCAUAGUAACUGUCGAAGUGCAUAACUAAACCGUUACAAUUUGAGUAUCAGUGUAAACACUAUCGAAUCAAAUCAUGGAAACUCUUACCGAACCCAGCAUCGCUCCGGAGCUCCGAAGUGGAUCUCUAAUCCCAACAUCACCGGACGAGGAACGCUCCGUUGAUCACCACCAUAACAACAAUAACGAUGACGAUGAAGACGUCGACCUUCACCCAAGCAAUCUCCUCGAAGAGCAAUCCCAGUCAUCACAGGACAGCAGUAGUCUAGUUUCUCCUCCGCCGGAAGGCGGAGGGGGAGAUGCUCCCGAAGAAACCAUAGAAAACAUAGCCCGAGAGCUUCAGCAUAGCAAUGCAAGCUCGGAUAGCACCUGCAACGAUAACACAAACGAUUCCCAACCGGAACCGGAGCGGGACAAUACCGACUCCAGCAGUACACCACCGGAACAGAACGAAUCUCCCUCAGCCGAGCUGCAACCGGAAACCGCCGCAGCCAUUGCGGUGGCUCCGAUACCCAAGGUGCACAUUGCGCCCAUUUCCAAUGGUAGUUUGGCGCUCAAAUCCUCCGGGAAACCGACGACCAUGCGAGAUCUGGAUCGGAAGAUGAACAAGUCUUCCCGUGGGCGGUCCAAACGGACCGCGAAGGUGGCCAUGUAUCAAAGUGAGAUAAGCGAAAACAAAAUCGGCAUAAAGCUCUGCAUAAAAAAGGCAUCUGAUGCUACAGUACAACAACCAAAGAAAGCCAGCCGCAAGCGGUCACGCAAGCCUCGGGGCCUUACCCAAGUGGACAGCGACGACGAUGAACCGGCGGUGGCCGUCUCGCCGGAAAAACGCACUCGACGACUGCGAGACUCCUCCCGGCGGACGAACAACAACACGGAAAAGGCCACCGUUGCCCCGCCAGAGGAGUACAAACGGCCCGAAGAUCAGAGCGCGUGGGCCGAUCAGCUUCCGGAGCAUGUGCUGUGCGAGAUUUUCCAAUACGUCAUCCAAGACGACGGUUCCAUUCCAUCGUUGAUCCGGUGCGGAAAGGUGUGCUCCGCCUGGCAUAAAGCUUCCCUGGUGCCUUCCCUCUGGCGGACAGUGGAUCUCGGGAACUGGACCAAGGAGCGGUUUAAAACGGAGAUCAAGCUCAAGUGGCUGAUUGAGAACCGCCUUCGCAAUAGUACCGAUGUCAGUUUUGGAAACUGGAAGGUCACCAACGUGCAAUGUGUAUUAGAUAAGCUACUGGUAGCCGCGCCCAACCUUACGGGGAUUACCCUGACCGGCUGGAAGCAACUCACAUCCGAUCAUCUCAUGUUUCUCGUACAGAAGUUCAAGAGUCUUCGGAGAUUGGAUCUAAGCUCAAUAAACGCCGAAGUCAAUGCGAACAAAACGGCAGUCGGCCAGGUUUCGUUAUGCACAGCCAUCACGGAGAUGGGCGAUCGGUUAACCCAUCUCUAUCUGGCCCACAAUCGUCUCAGUGGCAUUCCACAAAUCGUUAAGGCACUGUCGACCCAAUGCCCUAAUCUCGUCCUGUUGGAUCUAUCCAACGUGACCACCAUCGCCAUCUCACACGGUAUACUCAACAUCGAGCAGCUGCAAGCCGGAUGCCAAAAAUUGAAGGUCCUCCGGAUAACCAACUCCCAUAUCAACAUGAGCACGGCAACCCUUCAGGAGCAGAUGGAAUCGCCGGGUUUUCCGGAGCUAGAGGAGCUCUCAGUUGCAUCGCUGGCCGAUGAAUCGCGGCUGUUUAACGACGAGUACCUUCAGAGAAUUCUCAAAACGAGCACCCAGCUGAAGUUGCUGGACGUACGAGGCUGCUCCCGGUUGACCCACGACAGUUUGAUCCGGUUACCCACGUGGGACCUCAAGCAUCUGUUUCUGUCCGGGUGUUCCAUUACGAGGGAUAUGGGGUCUGGUCUGGAGCUGAUUGCCUCCAAGUGGGCUCAUAGUCUUAUUGAGUUCGAUCUUGCAUGGGCCAACGCCACCAAACCGUUGGAUGAUGCCCUCAAAGCACUGGCCGACAAAGGUCCGGAAUCACCUCUGAACCACCUCAACCUAUGUGGUUCGUCCGUUUCGUUGGAAGCCGUCAAGGAGGUCCUCACCUGCUGUCCGCACAUCAACUCGAUCAACCUGUCCUCCUGUCGGGGUCUUCCACGGGGCGUCAAGCGGCUACUGCAAGGCCCCCAGGAAAUCGCCGAACUGCGGGAGAACCUCGGCGUAACCUUGAAGCAACCCAAGCAACCACAGUAGAGAGCCCUCUCGAUCAUUGUGAGAGAGUCAGUGUUUCAUUUGUACAGUUUGUGACCUGCCCCAAGCUCGUCGUUUUCUUUUCUGCGGAGACCACCCUACUAAAAAAAGUGCGAUCGAGUCCUGAUUGUCCUUACGUAGGCAGAGGGAAAUUCCCGUGAGAUUAUUGUACGAUUCGGGCGCGUGCGUGUGCGUGGGUGUAUUAUGAAAAGACCCGUUUGUGAUAUUUUUACUUUGUAUGUGCGCAUGUGUGGAAACGCAAUCCCGCAGUGGAUCUGCGCGGAACGAGAUCUUCUUUUAAGUGUAGCAUUAAAAUACUUUAGAAACUACGUACAGAUAUAGUUUGCCUGUUGAACAGCCCACUUUAGGCUUCCAGUUGAUUUGUGUUGUAUAUUUAUUUAAUCUGCAGUUUUAUGUACUGUUUGGUAUUCCUGAAGAAAAACGAAAAACCGUCUAACUUUACUUUAUAUUUCGUCAACUUUGGUAGCUUAUAUCCCGGCUGGGAUAGUCUGUGUAAUAUUUUUUGUUUUUAACUGUCGUCAAAAAGCCAUUAGUAUUGAUUGCACCGUGGAUCGAUUGCGGCUUGGGGCCUCCAGAACCUGUGCUCUCUACAAAAGAUAAAUGAAAGAAACAGAAAAAAAAACUUGCAUCAACAAACACAUUUAACUGUACACCUAGAUAAAGCAAAAACGAGUUCGAUUUCAGAGCAGCAGCAGCGGUUAAAUAAAAUGAGAUUUGUUAUCGAAUGGUUUAAGUCCAAUUGUUCUCAGCAGAUUAGAACCGAGCCCGGUUCGAAAUAGGUGUGUGGAUUAAUAUAUGAAAUAAAUGGCAUAAGUUAAUUUACCGUAAUGAA